CACAUUUGGUCUUUUUCAAUCAUUUUGGAAGACAAUCCAGAGCAGGUCUGCUUUAAGACGCUGGAUGCAUUUUGAAGCCUGAUGCCGCAAACCUUAUUUCGAAAAUGUUGUGCACAGAAUCAGGAAUGUUGUUGAUCUGCAGCUCUGUGGGGAACAACGAGCUGCUCUCUGAUCAGGAUGUGUUUUUCAUACGGGCAACAGUUGGAAUGACUGUAGUCUGGCUUUAUGUGUCGCAAUGGAUUUAGAUGGAUUCCAGAAGCUAUCAGUCAGUUUAGAUCGGAGAGUUUUCUCAAGUGACCGGCUGCUAAUUUAAUCGAUUCUAAUUUCUGGAAGAGAGAUUCCUCUUUUAUCAGCAAGUAGUGAGAACUGCAGUCAGUCAGAUCGACUCGGAUUAUGCCGAAUUGACGGUGUGUUUGUUCAUUGAGCUGCUGGAGGCAGAAGGAUGGAAAUGGUGCAACCCGGACAGACGAGGAGACUCCGGAGCUCAGCUCGUCCCGGUGCGACGACAGUCUAAGGCUUCUGGCAGAGUUUAAGCAGGACAAAACUGUGCCAUGAAGACUGAGAUGUGCAGAGGCAUUAGACCACCAUCUCCACCCUGCAGACGGAAGCCGCGUUUCUGUCUACGAGGCAAAAUGAAGAAGGACAGGAUGAUUCAAGGCAAGCUUCGCAUCCGUUCUAUGCCCGGAGCUUUCCUGGUUCUGGGGGUCAUUGUGGUAGCUGUUGGAACUGCUCUGGCUGUAGCUGGUUACUGGCCCUAUCGGUUUUCAAGGUCAUCCAUAAUAGAAGAUACAGAACCGGAAAGCAUUUCGGAUCCGCAGACAUCCAGUUGGAGUCUGGGUACCAAGGGGCUCUUUUCUCCAGCCAGUCUCGUCCAUGGUGACCGCAUGAAGCUCCUGGGGCCAGUAAUCAUGGGAGUCGGAUUAUUCAUCUUGAUAUGUGCAAACACUGUCCUAUAUGAAAAUAGAGAUAGAGAGACUCAGAUGCUUCUAGCUCAGAUGCGCAAUGUUAUCUGCUCUGUAUCAGCAGCUGUGCCCUCUGCAGGCCUCAGAGACUUGGCAGUAGCCAGCUCUAUGACCAAACACUAUCAGUGGGUAAGCAGUCUGCCUGCUGCUCAUCUCAAUAUCAUGUGUCUGCAGCAGCUGGCAUGCUCUGAGCCCCUACUGCAGACCACCUACAUCAGGGACAAGGAGGGCAGUGUGGAAGGCAUCUACCAGCAAACAGACCUGAAGACAGAAGCUCUGACUCAUCACAAAGAGUCAGAGCCUGUACCCUCACCCCCUUCAUCCUUGUGUAAGUCAUGUGAUCACUGCCAGGUAGACGGUAAUUCUCAGACAGGGGAAGAGCUGUGGAGCAAACACUGUUUCAGUUUACAGACUGCCCCACUCCUCAAGCUUAAUUUCUGCCUUGUGUCUGCUAGCUCCAUGUCCAACCUUAAGCUGGAAGAGGUGGAUAUUCCUGCUGCCCAACACAGGCGUUGUCAGAGUAUGAGCUACAGGACUAAGCCUUACAAAGCCCAAAUUGGGCUACACUUCGAGAAGGAACUCUUCCCAUGCAAAAAGAACAUUCAUACAAAUCAGCUCCAAAUCAAUAAAAAAGAGAUAAGUUCCCUGGGUUGUGUGAGGAUCCCUGUAGAGACGACAGAUGCAGAAGAGGACCCAACCGGUGGAAGCUGGCCUCGACUAGAACUGGGAAGUGGGAGACGAUACCUGAAACUGGAGAACAAAGAGGACUCUGUGGACAAACUCCUGGGCCAGUUGGAGCAUCAGUGUUCCUACUGGGAUAAGAGUUUUGGCUCUGGGCCAUUCCAGUGACAGAUGUUGGAUUAAAAAAAUUGAAAAACAAGAAAAUGAAAUAUUUUUCUAUUUUUAGUCUUAAAUUAUUUGGGAUUAGAUAACAAAUGAUGUCAUACAAUAUGGACAAAAUUAUUUACCAGCAGAAUUUUAAAGAAUUACUUUGUUGUGGGUGAAGUGUUGAAGAGCAACUAUGACUUUUUAAUUUGGAUAGAAGUAGUUGAAGCUCUCCAUUUUUAAAGAAGAGGAGCAUCACAAACUGCCUGCUGAAGACAAGUGGAGAUAUUUUUUGCCUUUUCAAUUUUUUUGGGCAGUAAAACAAGAAACUACCAUUUCUUGCCAAAUGAAUGGGCAUGUUUCCCAUACAAACAUUGUGCACUGGUAGUAAUGACACACAGUAGUGUUACUUCUCUAUACACAUUUCUGAACCAAUUUACUGUAUCAGGGCUCAUGAGGCCAUAUAUUGCUGACAGCUCUCAAAAAAUGGAACUGCUAUAUAAAAUCAGACAUCUUAUGUCUCUAAUGACAAAUGCAACUGCAUGUUACAAUAGACCACAUAUGCAAACUAAAUGUCAAUGAAAUGUUGUUCUGCUAAUUGUCCAAAAUAAUUGUAACCUUUUCUACAACUUGGAUCUUAUUUUCUUGUUUGGCAAAUAUUUGCAUCAGUUCUGAUUACAUUAUUUAGUCUUUUUGCCUGCCCCAGUUCACAUGGCAUGCUGUACUUCUAACUUGUGACAUCAAUGUUUUGACUUAACUUUGAGCUACUCCUCUAAGUAUGAACUCACAAUGUCGUUUCCUCUUAAUUAGCACUUUUGUGAAACUUCAUUUUCAGCACAUUCAGGGGAUCUAAGUUCUAUAAAGCAUCUUCUUGAUGUUGAUAGAUAUGAUAAGCUGAAAUGUCCAUGCCAUAAAGAAGACUUGGCUUCUUCAGGCAUGUUGGUGUUUCAGUAUUUUACACUUAAUUUAAGUUUUGAGCAAACAUCAACUCUGGUUUUAUUAUUUUUCAUAACUGAAACUAACCAUUAACCACAUCCUGGACCUCCAGGGCUGCCCAAGCCAAGCUUUCACCACAUCGCCAGUCGGGGUAGGCUGGCGAACUUCCUGCAUCAACCGGGUUGGUUUCCUCAUUAAGUCUUUUCAAAUUGAACUGGAGCGCAUUGAAAUCGAUGGGAAUGUAGAAAUCGCAAGAUGAAGGUGAGGAGGAGCAAACAGAGGUCGAGGAAAGAGUUGGUGUUUUGCUGCUGCUGCCACCUUCAGCUUUAUAAAUUAAACACUGAAUGACACGUACCUCUGGUGGUGAUCCAGUAAGUAGUUUUAUAACUCUGUAUCCGAUCUUUGGUUUAGUGUCGGUCUGUGGUUUCACAUUCAGUACCAGCAGCAGUAGCAAUAGCUCCGUUAUCAUCUAAAAGAGCUCCUCGCGCCGCUUGUCUCUGAUGUUUGUCCCAGUGUCUAUAGCUCUGUGUGACACCGGACUGGUCUUCAGUCCUGGUCUUCAGUCCUGGUCUUCAGUCCUGGUCUUCAGUCCUGGUCUUCAGUCCUGGUCUUCAGUCCGGUGUCAUUUCGUUCAGUACCUGCAGCAGUAGCAGUAGCAUUUCAAAUAGGUUCCAGUGCUCCACAUCUAAUGUUUCUCCGAUCAUCUUUAGCUCACUAGCUGGUGGUAGCUGGGUUUAGGCACUUUUUGGAUAAAAAAUGUUGGCAUAUUUGUUUUUAGCUUGUGAACGUAACGACCACCUGUUAGAGCCUUUGCCGGUUUUGCUCGUAAAAAUGUCUCGUCUUCUGGAGAGAAACGCACUUAGGUUCUUUGGAAGUCCUGUCUGAUAUCACAAACAACAAUUUUGUAAUUAAUAGGAAAAUUGCAAUAUAUUUAGACGAACAUGUUCAACUAAUCAUGGAUCCCUUUAAGAAUGUUUUCCUCAUGUAAUUUAUCUUAAGCCGUUCAAUUAAAAAACAAACAAAUCUGUUUGAAGGGAAAUCUGAAAUAACGAAAAAGUGCAAUAGCAUAGUUGGUUAGGGGUUUACAGGCUUAAAAUAACACUGUUGAAGCAGAAACUAAACACAUUUUAAUGUGUAGAUUUUGAGAGCCACUUUAUAAACCCCUCUGCCCCACUCUUUUGUUUUAUUUUUACUUCAGUGAAGCUAUGCAACUCCCCUGACCAAACAUACUUCACUGAAGGUAUGUUUUUGGUGAAUGGCAUAUUUUUACCUCUGUUAAUGCUCACGUUUUUACAAAUGUUUUCAUGCCUGUACAAAAGUGAAAAAGUUCCGUUUUUUAUUAUUUAAAAAAGAAACUUUUUAACAUAAUCCAAUGUUUACUUUAACUUUCCAGUCACUGGAAGGGACAGUUGUCUUCUAUAUGCCUUUCAAAGACAGUUGUUCUAGAGCAGGGGUCCCCAAUCUUUUUCCUGUGAGGGCCACAUAACGUUUUCCUUCUCUGGUCGGGGGCCGGAGUCAGUUUGUAACUGAACAAGUGAGACGAUUGCUUGUAUUGUAUUGUUUUCCAGAAAGCACAAUCAAAUAACCCUCUCUGGGUUCUUCGCAGAACAAAAGUCAGGAAA
This is a messenger RNA of Poecilia reticulata (guppy), 4345 nucleotides long. It is a transcript of the gene tmem200b, whose product is annotated as transmembrane protein 200B. NCBI's taxonomy places the organism in Eukaryota, Metazoa, Chordata, Actinopteri, Cyprinodontiformes, Poeciliidae. The record is from RefSeq and is a predicted model, not a curated record.